Molecule: messenger RNA, 3822 nt
Organism: Naegleria fowleri
Lineage: Eukaryota; Heterolobosea; Eutetramitea; Acrasida; Naegleriidae
Exons: 1
Coding region: 1-3822 (1273 amino acids)
Source: RefSeq, a predicted model, not a curated record
AUGAAUAGCAGAGGUGUCGUUCAGUUAGUGGAUGCAUCAUCUGCGUUGUCGGUUUCCUCGGAGAUGGACAUCAUCGCAGAAGAAAUUGAAACGAUAUCAACAAAUGAAGAAUAUAGAUCUCAACCCAACGAUGUUUCAUUAGAUUCAAAGGUGUCAAAUAUUGAAAAAACUCUUUGCAGCAACAAAUUAUCGUCGCAAAUUCUGACAGAACUUGGAGAAUUGCAAGACGAAAAUACCGACACGUUUAUCGAUGAAGAGCACGAAUUGGAAAAGAAGAAAUUGAUUGUGUUGAAAGACCUGCAGAAAAAAUACCCGCAAUUCAGUUCACUUCGAGACCAACCUCUUCUUGUGCCGUUCAAACCUCUCGCCGAUUCAGCUCCAACAACCCCAACACCUAUACCACCAAAAGCCUCCGAAGAUGAAGAAGAAGGAGAUGAGCAAGAAGAGGAUGGUGAUGAAAACGAAACAAAAAAACAACAAACAGUGACAUCACCCACAACAAACGAACAACAGCAAUAUGAAAAACAACAAUACGAAAGGUCGAUUAUGGGAAACGCCACUCUGGCUGAAAUUUUAAUGGAAUUGGAAUUGGAAAAAGUGGAAAAGAAGAGAGACGAAAUUCUAAAUGCCAAAUCAUCAAUUUUAACAUCAUCUGCAGCUACCACUUAUAACUUCAGUUCAAUAUCAUCGGAUUUACAGAGAAAAUCUUAUCUUGACUAUCGCAAAGAGAGAAACGAAACUCUACUACAGCUCGAAAAAUUACCCACAGUAUCUUUCAAAGAGCCUUCUCACAUUUCGGCUGAAAAACAAUUGAAUUUUUGUUUGGAAAAGAAAAAUACCAAGGCCUAUAUGGAAAAUUUUGUCUUGUCUUUUUACAAUUACUGGAAAGAAGUUCAAAAAUUACAAUGUUACAAAGUCAUUACAAGAUGGCAAAAAUUUUCAGAUCGUUCGGACAUGAUCGUCAGAGCAGAACCUAUGCUUCAAUCUAAAUUGUCAAGAAUUCAGAAGGAAUAUGAACAUUCUUGUUCGAGACUGAAAGAAAUUUCUUCAGAAAUUCGAUCUAAUCACCCAAAGAAUAUUAUCAAAGUCACUGACCUUCAGACAAUUAUCCGAAAACAACUCUAUGAUGCUCGGGCAAGAAGAAAGGUAGAUCAAUUUUUGUUAAAAUCCAAGUGGCUGCCGUACUCUGAGAGAAGAACAUUAUUUAAAAAAGCUUUUGAUAUUCCAAAUGUACAGACCGAUGCAAGAGCUCCAGGAAUAUCUGUCGUUAAAUCAGAGAUAGAAGAGCAGUUGGAAACGCUAAAAGAUUGUGUCGAAAUGAAAAAACUUCCCUCUGAAGAGACAGGUCAAGAAUUUUUAUACCUUGUCAGAAAUAAGUUUGAUGCAAUAUUUAAAGCUCAAUCUGCAAAGCUGAAGGUUUUACCCUAUCCUUACAAAGAAAAUGUAAAUAACGACAAUAGUGGUUUAGGAGGGGAGAAGAAAACAGAUUUGGCGUCAGAUACUUUCACUUAUUUGAAAGAGUCUACUUGGACAAAUGAUCCUUCUUACAAAUCUUCAAAAGUUUUUUUUCCUCCUCAAGAUGCAUUUGAGCAAAAACAAACUAUAUUAAUGACCAACGAUUUACGAAUUGAUCCACAACUUCAAAUAGAGGCUGGGUUUUUACACACUACAGAAUUACAGUAUGCAAGAAAACGAUUGAAAGAUCAAGCAGAUUCUCAUUUCAAAAGAGCAAGAGUAGAAGAUGAAGUUCAGACCUAUCUUGAAGAAGGAUAUAUAGCUGAGCGAAAGUUACCUCAUAACAAUGAAGAAGAUUCCAAUGUGGAGGGGAAAGCGAUUCAGAAUAAGGUCGCAGCUUUAUACUUGCUCAGAUUCAUAAGAGUGCGUGAGUUUAAAAGAAAACUAUUGGACAUUCUUAAUUACUUUAGAUCCAUAGAAAAACGCCUUUAUUUUGACCAUAUUGGAUAUUUAGCAACAACCGAAAAUGCCAGUUCAAGUUUUAUUAGAAAAUUUUUCGUUUCUUCUGACGAUUUAGAAAAACUUGCUUCUACCGACUCUCUUCCUCUUAAUGCAACCUUCAGAGAUGAUAAAUAUUCUCUUCAUUUGAAGCGGGAUGUGGUAGUGAGAGAUGCAAAUGGACUUAAAAUUAUGUAUGAUGCUGCUCUAAAAGAUUAUGAAUUGCUAGAAGAACGUCUACUCAAAAUUGGAUCGUACUUUAUUGAAAAAAACUUGUCAUCUUUUCCUAAACUUCAAGUUGACAGAUUUGUGGUUCUUGAAGGAUUACUCGAAAGUGAAACAUGGUUCCAAGACUCUAAGCGUAAAGUCAUUGAUUGUUACAUGGAAGCGUAUGAACAUUGUUACGAACCAAAGGAACAAUUACGCUUGGCAAGCGCAAUCAUGCAAAUUAUGAAAAAAACUCCAAAGUUUAAUUUAGAAAGCCACUAUUUUUCCGAAAGUUAUGCGUCAGAAAUUAUUUGCUUAGAAUUAUAUCAUAGUUUACUGAAAGACAUUCUCAAGGAGCAAAUUAGGGAUGAAAAAGAUUAUCUUUCAUUCAUAUACGAAGCAAUUGAUCCGUCAACCGAAAGAAGUGGAUUUCCAGAUAAUGUAACUUUGGAUAACUUUGCACAAACAGAGCUCUUUCCUGGAUCCUCUAAAGUGGGAUUUCUUGAUUUUUAUACAUCAACAAGCAUCAUUGGUCGGAUUCAUGAACAUCUAGAAAAAGCUGUUAACAAUAUUACAAACUCAUUUAAAUUUAAGAAUGUUUUGUCUUUGAAUGCUGUACGACGAUCUGUCUUGCAGCAACUGAUAGUGGAAUGGAAAUUAAUUGCUAAGGAGGAAAAGAUCCAAAAGGCAAUUAAAAGUAAAUUAUCAGAAGAACGAUCUGCAAUUGAAGAUACCAACAUUUUAGAAGAUCCCAAUGAGUUGAUAUUUUUAUUGAACACUGUAAUAGACACAGAGAAAAUGCCAAAGCAUAAUACCGAUGAUCAAGAAAACAUGAUCACAAGAGAUACGGAAGGAGGAUUCUCCAUGGCAGAGAAAGACUCUAUACCGCUCCAAUACUUUUCGAAUUUAGUUGAAAUGAUCACCAUCUGGAAACAUUUAACAAAAGAACUGUUGGAAACAGACAUUCUGACCGCUAUCUUUAAUUCACAAGCCACUCUUGUUGGUACAGCACAACAGUCAAUGAACUCAGCCCUUGGACCUCUCAACUUUGACACCAAGGAUGCUUUGAAUGAUUCUCAGCACUCAUUCCCUGAAAUGAAAACACAGUACCUUACCAACUUGGCGAUCGUCGAGUUCGAUAGCUCAAUGGCAGAAGCCAAUUUCAACUCUUUUGAUGGCAUCAAACGAUUAGUUGGAUUAGUCGGACUGUUCGAGUUGAGACAUCUGUAUCAAUAUCAAAUGCUGCAAAAAAUUCUCUACGAAACCGCUGUAAAAUAUAAUCAGACGCCGCUCGACGAUUAUUAUGUGGCCCAAGAAAAGAAAGAAUUCUUUGUGACAUCAAUGAACACUCAAAAUGACACAUCUCAAUAUAUAACAAAGGAGGUUCUUCAGGAGUUAUUCUUGACAUUCAAUAACAUGAAAAUACCCAUACGUCAAAGAAUCCUAAAGGAAUACCAAAAGUUGUCCGAAGGUAUUAUCAAAAGCAAGCGAGCGAAUGUAGUUAGAAAAUAUCUAAGAGAUCUCAAAUUCAGACUUUCUGCGAGUUUUUGUACAUCAAUGCUGUCGACUAUUCAACCUUAUAUUUUAAAAUGCGAUAUUAUCGAUGUAGUUAGAGAGCUUAGAGCUACAUUAGGCGCCGUCUCAGUUGGCAGUGGAUUUUGA